This is a messenger RNA of Microthlaspi erraticum, 1098 nucleotides long. NCBI's taxonomy places the organism in Eukaryota, Viridiplantae, Streptophyta, Magnoliopsida, Brassicales, Brassicaceae. The record is from the annotation of a GenBank genome assembly.
AUGGCAGCUUUGAAAGGUUACGGCUUGAUCUCCAUCGACUCUGCCCUCCAUUUCCCUCGUCCACAUCGAUUCGAUAGCCAUAAUAGAAGGAACACUAAAUGGGUUUCUCCAAUAGCAGCUGUUGUUCCAAACUUCCAUCUCCCAAUGCGUAGUCUCGAGGAUAAAAACAGGACAAACACAGACGACAUAAGGUCUCUUAGAGUGAUCACAGCCAUCAAAACACCGUAUCUCCCAGACGGAAGAUUCGACCUCGAAGCAUACGAUGACUUAGUCAACACGCAGAUAGAAACCGGAGCUGAAGGAGUCAUCGUCGGUGGAACAACCGGUGAAGGCCAGUUGAUGAGCUGGGACGAGCACAUCAUGCUUAUAGGCCAUACGGUUAACUGCUUUGGAGGAAGAAUCAAAGUCAUUGGUAACACAGGAAGCAACUCCACUAGAGAAGCUAUACACGCCACUGAGCAAGGGUUCGCUGUAGGAAUGCACGGAGCUCUCCACAUAAACCCUUACUAUGGGAAAACGUCUAUUGAAGGCAUGACCGCGCAUUUCGAAACCGUUCUUCAUAUGGGACCGACGAUUAUAUACAAUGUCCCGGGGAGAACGAGUCAAGACAUACCUCCUGAGGUUAUCUUUAAGCUCUCUAGGAACCCUAAUAUGGCUGGUGUUAAGGAAUGUGUGGGGAAUAAGAGAGUGGAAGAGUAUACUGAGAAUGGGAUUGUUGUGUGGAGUGGGAACGAUGAUCAGUGCCAUGAUUCGAGGUGGGAUCACGGUGCGACCGGGGUUAUAUCGGUUACUAGCAAUUUAGUUCCCGGUUUGAUGAGGAAGCUGAUGUUUGAAGGUAGAGACUUGGAGUUGAACGCAAAGCUUCUGCCUUUGAUGGAUUGGCUGUUCCAAGAACCGAAUCCGAUUGGGGUUAACACUGCUUUGGCUCAGUUGGGAGUUGCGAGGCCGGUGUUUCGGCUGCCUUAUGUGCCGUUGCCUGUGUCGAAAAGGAUUGAGUUUGUUAAACUGGUGAAGGAGAUCGGAAGGGAGCAUUUUGUUGGGGAGAGAGAUGUUCAGGUGCUUGAUGAUGACGACUUCAUUUUGAUUGGUCGAUAUUAG